AUGGACAACUCACCGACCUCGCUAUUUGACUCUUACGAGCAGGACUACAAGCAGCUUAUUGACGCACUACGCCCCAAGCUCGAAGGUGAUGACAAGGCUGAAAGUGCAGAGCAGCGUAAGACUACACUACGGAGAGCGGAAAUGGAGCUAGACGAAGCCGAUGAAAUGGUGUCCCAAAUGGACAUUGAAAUACAAGGAAUCCCCCAGUCCAUACGAGCCCAGUACCAAACCCGCAUGCGGGAUGCCAAAGCAGAGCUUUCACGGUACAAGAAGCUCCUCAAGGACCUCAACUCCCAACUCGCUCGCACCACCCUCCUCUCACGUUCCUCCGGGUUCACCUCGUCAGAUGAGCCAUACGGCGUCAGCGACCGUACACGACUGUUAGCUGGUACAGCGAUCCUUGAUGACGGAACGAAGCGACUGCAAGAUUCUCACCGGGUCGCGUUGGAAACGGAAGAGCAAGGUGCCGAUAUUCUGAUGAAUCUACGCACGCAGAGGGAGCAGAUUGAGAAUUCACGGAAUGUCCUUCAACGAGCUGAUAGCUCUAUUGACCGCGCUUCUAAGACCCUUAAGAGCAUGAUAAGAAGGAUGUAUCAACAGCGUGUUGUAACUGGUGCUAUAAUCGCUGUCCUCAUACUUCUCAUUGUUAUCAUUAUCUGGGAGAAACUUAAUUGAUUGUUUUGGAUGCUAUAUACCGUUCGUGCAUCAGAUAUACGUACCCGC
This is a messenger RNA of Guyanagaster necrorhizus, 723 nucleotides long. Its product is annotated as V-snare-domain-containing protein. Gene Ontology annotation, biological process: intracellular protein transport; vesicle fusion with Golgi apparatus; intra-Golgi vesicle-mediated transport. Gene Ontology annotation, molecular function: SNARE binding; SNAP receptor activity. Lineage: Eukaryota; Fungi; Basidiomycota; Agaricomycetes; Agaricales; Physalacriaceae. The transcript is spliced from 5 exons. The record is from RefSeq and is a predicted model, not a curated record. Bases 1 to 675 code for a protein of 224 amino acids. Gene Ontology annotation, cellular component: endoplasmic reticulum membrane; late endosome membrane; Golgi apparatus.